AUGGGGGAUAUCUACAUCAAAGCAUGGGGGAUAUCUACAUCAAAGCAUGUAGGAAUAUUUACAUCAAAGCAUGGGGGAUAUCUACAUCAAAGCAUGGGGAUAUCUACAUCAAAGCAUGGGGGAAUAUUUACAUCAAAGCAUGGGGGAUAUCUACAUCAAAGCAUGGGGGAUAUCUACAUCAAAGCAUGGGGGAUAUCUACAUCAAAGCAUGUAGGAAUAUUUACAUCAAAGCAUAGGGGAUAUCUACAUCAAAGCAUGGGGAUAUCUACAUUAAAGCAUGGAGGAAUAUUUACAUCAAAGCAUGGGGGAUAUCUACAUCAAAGCAUGGGGGAUAUCUACAUUAAAGCAUGGAGGAUAUCUACAUCAAAGCAUGGGGAAUAUCUACAUCAAAGCAUGGAGGAUAUCUACAUCAAAGCAUGGGGGAAUAUUUACAUCAAAGCAUGGGGGAAUAUUUACAUCAAAGCAUGGGGGAAUAUUUACAUCAAAGCAUGGGGGGAUAUCUACAUCAAAGCAUGGGGGAAUAUUUACAUCAAAGCAUUGGGGAUAUCUACAUCAAAGCAUGAAGGAUAUCUACAUCAAAGCAUGGGGGAUAUCUACAUCAAAGCAUGGGGAAUAUCUACAUCAAAGCAUGGAGAAUAUCUACAUCAAAGCAUGGGGGAUAUCUACAUCAAAGCAUCAGGGAUAUCUACAUCAAAGCAUCAGGGAUAUCAACAUUAA
This is a messenger RNA of Mytilus trossulus (common blue mussel), 717 nucleotides long. RefSeq lists its product as uncharacterized. The transcript has a single exon. Bases 1 to 717 code for a protein of 238 amino acids. The record is from RefSeq and is a predicted model, not a curated record. Lineage: Eukaryota; Metazoa; Mollusca; Bivalvia; Mytilida; Mytilidae.